Molecule: messenger RNA, 1206 nt
Organism: Prorocentrum cordatum
Lineage: Eukaryota; Dinophyceae; Prorocentrales; Prorocentraceae
Source: the annotation of a GenBank genome assembly
AUGAUACAGAGUAGAGGGGUACAAGCAAGCUCCUCUUCCAGCUCCGGUGGCAAUCAAUGGUUUUCUCCAGUGUCAGAAGAAGAAGCCUUUGAGGCUCCUGUGCGUGAAGAGAGCGCGGACGCUUUCGAGAAGGCAUUCUUGGGCGUUGUGUCUUGGAAUGUGACGGAGGCUCCCGAGAUCAACGUCAGCAAACCAUCCUUGGAGGAUCCUGUCGGACAUAUGUAUAGAAUGGUCCGCAAUUGGCAGCAGCAGCAUAAUGGGACGAUCCCACGCCCAAUGUCAGCAUUCACGUUGAGGGAGAGAAUCUUCGCCGAGCUUGCCCAAGGGGUAGACGCAGAGGAGUUACUGCUGUCUUGCUGUCUCGAUGGUUGCAAGCUUUGCAAAACAAGUUCUUACAAAUGGGCUUUGCUAAGUUUUGCUGUCUCCUUCGUGAUUGGUUGGUGGAAAGCGGUGAGGCUCCUUUUGGAGGUGCGCUCGCGAAUGGCCAAUUCGCGAGAGAGAGUUGAGCAGGCGGCUGAGUCUGGCGAAGCGGGGUACUUGGCAGGUGAUAUGGCGGAGGAGGGCAGGGAGCUGUUCCAGGAGGCCAUGUGUGGCUUCGAGGUCUUGGUCUUCGGCCGGCUGCUGCCGUGGGGUAAGGUUAGCCGCGACUUGCGUGCCUGGUUGCAAGAUACUGGUCAGGUCCCCGUUCAGGGAGAACUCGCGAACAGCCCUCGCGAGAGAGAGUUGAGCAGGCGGCCGAGUCUGGCGAAGAGGGAGUGCUUUGCAGGUGAUUUGGCGGAGGAGGACAGGGAGCUGUUCCAGGAGGCCAUCAGUGGCUUCGAGGUCUUAGUCUUCGGCCGGCUGCUGCCAUUGGGGGAGUUUUGCCGCGACUUGCGUGCCUGGUUUAUGAAUAGCGGUGAGGCUCCUGUUGGAGGUGCGCUCGCGAAUGACCAAUUCGAGAGACAGUUGAGCAGGCGGCUGAGUCUGGCGAAGAGGGAGUGCUUGGCAGGUAAUAUGGCGGAGAAGGACAGGGAGCUGUUCCAUGAGGCCAUCGGUGGUCUCGAGGUCUUGGUCUUCGGCCGGCUGCUGCCGUGGGGGGAGUUGCCGCGAGUUGCGUGCCUGGUUGCUGGAUACUGGUCAGGUCCCCAAACAACUCGAGAACAGCCGCCGCGAGAGAGAGUUGAGCAGGCGGCUGAGUCUGGCGAAGCGGGAGUACUUGGCAGGUGA